Cimex lectularius (bed bug) is the source of this 2163-nucleotide messenger RNA. RefSeq names its product glycine-rich cell wall structural protein 1.8-like. The coding region runs from base 33 to 2099 and encodes 688 amino acids. The record is from RefSeq and is a predicted model, not a curated record. The transcript has 2 exons. Gene Ontology annotation, cellular component: extracellular matrix. Lineage: Eukaryota; Metazoa; Arthropoda; Insecta; Hemiptera; Cimicidae.
UUAAACCAGAUCAUUUUCAGACUGGAUUCGUUAUGCUUAAGAUAUUAGUUUUAACAACUUUAUUCAUCGCAAUCCGGGCAGUCCCCGUCGAAUAUGGCCAUGGAGGGCAUCACGAAGUCGAUUACUACACAGAACCUCACUAUUAUUUCGAAUACGACGUGAAGGAUCCUCACACCGGAGAUGUCAAAAGCCACAAGGAACAACGGAAGGGAGAUCACACAGAAGGAGUCUACAGCCUUUUGGAACCCGGCGGUUCGAAGAGGGUCGUCGAGUAUACAGUCGAAGGCAAGAAAGGAGGCUACGUCACCAAAGUGCACAGAGGACCUGUCAAACUUGUAGACAAAAAGGGCCAUGUUGGCGUUGGUUACGCCAACUCUAACUCUUACCAAAAAGAAGUUCAAGAAGUAGUCUACGGUUCAUCAGGUGGUUCUUACGGAGGAUCCCAUGGUGGUGAUUCAGGCUCAUUUGGUGGGUUCCAUCAAUUGUCUCAUGAUAAUGAAGCCGGCUCAUCCGGUGGUUCUUUCGGAGGAUCCCAUGGAGGUAAUUCAGGCUCAUUCGGUGGGUUCCAUCAAUUGUCUCAUGGUAACGAAGCCGGUUCAUCCGGUGGCUUUGGAGGUUAUCAUUCUUACGGACAAGGUGGACAGGUUGGAUCAUCAAGCAGGCAUGGCAGUUCAUCAGAAUCCCGCGGUAGUGGUUCAGGUGGAUAUCAACACCGGUCCAACAGCGGUUCUUCUGGGAGUUCAUUCGGAGGACAUCAAUUUCAACCAUCUUACUCUCUCGGCGUAGGCAGGCAUGGUGGAUCUAGCAGCUCAUCUGGAGCAAGUCGGUUACAAUAUUCUCAUCAAGGAAAUGAGGUUGGUUCAUCACAAGGUUCUUUCGGAGGUAUUUAUGGUCACGGAUAUGGAGGACACCACUUUAAACCGUCGUACUUAGUUAAAGAAGAGCAGGAAGAGGGAUCGUCGGGCUCUUCCGCUGGAAAACUACAAAAUUCUCAACAAAGCAAUGAGGGUGGUUCUAAGGGAUCUCUCGUAGGCGGAUUAUUAGGUGAAUACUACCAGUCUUACCAGAAUGGCAAUGAUGGUGCUUCUUCUGGUGGUAAUCUUGGAGUAUUCCAAUCAUAUGGUCAUGGUGGAUUACUUGAGCCUACUUACCUGGUCGGAGAAGGAGGACAAGCAGGCUACUCUAGCGGGCUUACCCAUCUAGGCAGUGAAGGCGGAUCAGGAACAGUAGGUGGAUAUAAUCUUCUUUCGUCUCACAAUGGUAACGAAGGCAGUUCUUCUGGUGGAUCUUUGGAAGGAGUUCAUUCUUAUGGAUUUGGAGGACACCUUCUUCAGCCAUCUUACUUUGGUGGACAUGGUGGUGUCGCUAGUGGACAAGGCGCUUCUGGAGGCUAUCAAUUACUAUCUUCCCAUGGCGUUGCAUCAGAGGGAUCCCUCGGAAGCGGAUCGUUAGGAGGCUACGAACACUUGUCAUAUCACGGUGAAGGUGGAUCAGGAGGUACUCUUGGAAGUGGAUCUUUAGGUGGGUAUAAUCUUUUAUCUCACAAUGGCAACGAAGGCGGUUCCUCUGGAGGGACCUUCGGUAAUGUCUAUGCGCAUGGAUAUGGCGGACACCACUUUCAACCAUCAAACCUCGUAAGUGAAGCUGGACAUGGUGGAUUGUCAAGCAACUACGGAAGUUCGUCCGGUGAUAAUCAACUCCAACACGUUCAUGGUUCUACUGUAGGCUCUAGCGGAAGCGGUCUAGGUGGAUUUCAACACCUCGGUAAUGAAGGCGGUUCUUCUGUAUCUCUCGGAGGUGGAUAUCAGCUACUUUCGUCGAACUACGGUCAAGAAGGUGGCUCUUCACGCAGUGCAUUUGGUGGAGCUCAUUCCCAUGGGUUCGGAGGGCAUCGCCUUCAGCCGACUUAUGUUUUAAGAGAAGGAGAACGUAGUGGUUCUUCCAGCGGAUACGGCAGCUCUACCGGAGGAAACGGCGGUUCCUCUUCCACACAAGGAGGAUACGGUAAAGGCGCAGCUACCUCUAAAGUUACUUACUCAACGAACGGAGCUAAGGUGUACACAUCUACCAAACACCUCUCACCCAAAAAGUACGUCUAGUAAAUAUUUUUUAGUUAAACAAUUGUAUCCUGUGAUUUGUAAAUAAAUUGUUUUGUAUGUUUUA